Molecule: messenger RNA, 1260 nt
Organism: Brassicogethes aeneus
Lineage: Eukaryota; Metazoa; Arthropoda; Insecta; Coleoptera; Nitidulidae
Source: the annotation of a GenBank genome assembly
GUUAAAUAUUUAUUAGAAAUUUCAAACAUGCUCUCCAAAGACGUAUUUUUUGCAGUAAACGUGCUAGUGCUUGUGUGCCUUGUCAAAGCAGACAGUGACGCCGAUAUUACUACGUACCCCAAAAUGGAGGAAUACGUAGCAUCGUUCGGCUACCCCAUCGAAUCGUAUGACAUCGAAACCAAAGAUGGCUACUUCCUUAAAAUCCAUCGAAUCCCUUACGGAAGACACAGCCAGAACACCACAAACCGACCGCCGGUUAUCCUCAUGCACGGCUUGUUCGGCUGCUCCGAAAACUACAUCAUGAACGGGCCGAAAGGGUCGCUCAGCUUCGAAGCUGCGGACGCCGGUUACGACGUCUGGCUGCCCAAUGUCAGGGGCAGUAUGCACUCCUUGGGACACAGGACACUCGACUCGAAGAAAAGGGACUCGCUGUAUUGGGAUUUCAGCUGGCAUGAAAUGGGUAUCUACGAUCUACCAGCCACCAUAGAUUUGAUUUUGAAUAACACGGACCACGACAAAAUCGCCUACGUUGGUCACUCACAGGGUGGUGCAGUUUUUUUGGUUAUGGCUACGGAUUUGCCUGAAUACAAAGAAAAAAUAUCCGUUUUUAUAGCUCUAUCGCCCGCGUUACUCUUCAAUCAUUGCAAACACCCUUUGUUAUUGGAGUUAAUGGAUAUUGAUGGACCACCAAUGUGGGAAGGUUUUCAAUUGGUGAAAGAAAGAAAAAACAUACUAUACGUGGACUAUGAUGAAAUAAGACUUAUCAUUGCUACCAUUGCCAAACAGUUUCCAUCAAUACUUCCAUCCAUUGUUACCUACAUUUUUGGAGAAUCAGAACAAAUCGACCUAAAACAAUUGAUUCAAUUUUCUGGAAUAUUUCCUGCUGGAGGAUCUGUUAAGCAAUUAGAGCACUUUAUACAAGUACGCGAAGCGAAAUCAUUUGUGCAUUUUGACUACGGCCCGGAGGAAAAUUUAAAAAGAUACAACAGCACAAAACCUCCAAAAUACGAUUUAAAAUCCAUGGAUUUGCCGACUUAUAUCUACGCAGGUCAGAAUGAUAUAUUUGUUGCUGUACAGGAUCUUCAUGAGAUUGCAGACAUCCUACCAAAUGUGAAAGAAUUCUAUGUCAUACCUGUUAAGAAGUUUACCCACUUGGACUUUAUUGCAGCUAGGAAUCUCAAAAAUUUGGUUAAUGAUAGAGUAAUUAGGACUUUAGAUCACUAUAUACAUACCUAAACAAAGAUUUUUAAAAAAACAUGU